AUGCGUUUUGCAACCUCUACUAUCGUCAAGGUCGCCCUUCUGCUCGGCAGUCUCUGUGUCGAUGCCGCAGUGAUGUGGAAUCGCGAUGCCGGCAGUACUGAUCUGGAGGCGCGGGCUAGCUCCGGGUAUCGCUCCGUCGUUUACUUUGUCAACUGGGCAAUUUACGGGCGCAACCAUAAUCCUCAGGACCUUCCUGUUCAGAGGCUCACGCACGUCCUCUACGCCUUCGCCAAUGUGCGUCCUGAAACUGGGGAAGUCUAUAUGACCGACUCUUGGGCCGACAUUGAGAAACAUUACCCCGGUGACUCCUGGUCUGAUACCGGCAACAAUGUCUACGGUUGUAUCAAGCAGUUGUAUCUUUUGAAGAAGCAGAACCGUAACCUCAAGGUCCUCUUGUCUAUUGGCGGGUGGACCUAUUCUCCCAACUUUGCGCCGGCGGCUAGUACCGAUGCUGGACGGAAGAAUUUUGCGAAGACUGCGGUGAAGCUGCUGCAGGACCUGGGAUUUGACGGGCUGGAUAUUGAUUGGGAGUACCCUGAAAACGACAAGCAAGCGAACGACUUUGUUCUGUUGCUCAAGGAAGUGAGGACUGCGCUCGACAGUUACAGUGCUGCAAAUGCCGGCGGACAGCACUUCCUUCUGACUGUGGCAUCUCCAGCUGGUCCUGACAAGAUCAAGGUCCUGCACCUCAAAGACAUGGAUCAGCAGCUGGACUUCUGGAACCUCAUGGCCUACGAUUACGCGGGCAGCUUCUCCUCCCUCACCGGUCACCAAGCCAACGUAUACAACGACACCUCCAACCCCCUCUCCACUCCAUUCAACACCCAGACCGCACUCGAUCUGUACCGCGCCGGCGGAGUCCCCGCAAACAAAAUCGUCCUGGGCAUGCCUCUCUACGGCCGCUCCUUUGCCAACACCGACGGACUCGGCAAGCCUUAUAACGGCGUUGGCCAGGGCAGCUGGGAGAAUGGAGUGUGGGACUACAAGGCGCUCCCGCAGGCUGGUGCCACGGAGCAUGUCAUUUCCAACAUCAUGGCGAGCUAUAGUUAUGACGCGACGAACAAGUUCCUGAUCAGCUAUGACAACCCUCAGGUGGCGACUAUGAAGUCUGGCUAUAUCAAGUCCUUGGGACUGGGAGGCGCCAUGUGGUGGGACAGCAGCAGCGAUAAGACCGGAAGUGAUAGUCUGAUUACCACGGUAGUAAAUGCACUUGGAGGCACGGGAGCCUUUGAACAGAAUCAGAAUGAAUUGGACUAUCCGGUGUCGCAGUAUGAUAACUUGCGCAAUGGCAUGCAAACCUGA
Aspergillus lentulus is the source of this 1302-nucleotide messenger RNA. Its product is annotated as endochitinase B1. Gene Ontology annotation, cellular component: extracellular region. Gene Ontology annotation, molecular function: chitin binding; chitinase activity. Gene Ontology annotation, biological process: chitin catabolic process; carbohydrate metabolic process. The record is from RefSeq and is a predicted model, not a curated record. Lineage: Eukaryota; Fungi; Ascomycota; Eurotiomycetes; Eurotiales; Aspergillaceae.